AUGGUUAUAGGCAGUAUUACAUUGUUGGCGACAGGAACAAUACUGAUACUUUAUAUAAAGUAUGCAUGUGGAAUGUUUGAAAUAACCUGUUACCGUAUCGAACGAGCAAUGACAUUUGAAAUAUUACGAAAAGAUUUGAAAAAUAAAAAUAUGAUUUACAAGGGACUAAUUAACGCCGUGGAUAUGCAUCGCAAAGCUAUGAAAUUUUCUACCUCGGUAGUAUCUAGAUUUAAAAUAAUGUUCUCCUUAUUGAUAACAGUCGGCGUGAUUAGUACAACGCUCAAUUUUUUUCGGAUUUUUCAGAUAAUAUCAUUUGAAUACGAUGCAGUGGAAUUUACAUUACGUUUAAUAUACACCAUCGUCUAUUUCUCUUACUUAUUUAUAGGAAAUUAUCUUGCGCAAGAAAUUAUGGACCUCAAUAAUAAUGUAUUUAUUACCGUAUACAACGUUCAAUGGUACGUAGCACCGUUACAAAUACAAAAAAUGAUACUGUUUCUCUUGCAAAGGGGUACCAAAAGGUUCUCUAUGAAUAUUGCUGGACUGUUCGUAGGAUCAUUAGAAGGGGCUGCUACGUUGUUGAGUACUGUAGUAUCAUAUUUCACCGUUCUCCAUUCUACACGAAAUUGA
Wasmannia auropunctata (little fire ant) is the source of this 627-nucleotide messenger RNA. RefSeq lists its product as uncharacterized. The record is from RefSeq and is a predicted model, not a curated record. Bases 1 to 627 code for a protein of 208 amino acids. Lineage: Eukaryota; Metazoa; Arthropoda; Insecta; Hymenoptera; Formicidae. Gene Ontology annotation, cellular component: plasma membrane. Gene Ontology annotation, biological process: sensory perception of smell; detection of chemical stimulus involved in sensory perception of smell. The transcript has 6 exons. Gene Ontology annotation, molecular function: olfactory receptor activity; odorant binding.